AUGGACGCCUUCGUGGGGUACAGCUUCCAAGCGAUCCCCGAGCGGCCCCAGCGCAUUGCGGGAUCGGGAUUGAGGGCAGGGCCGGGGCAACAGGCCCCAAAGCCAAGAUCUUCGGAGCUGUCUUGGGGCUUCGCGGCCUUGGCUUCGACCGCCUCUGCGAUUACCGGGGCUGCCAUACAGCGCCGGCGCAAGGCCCGAACAUCUAUGCGCCAAAGCAAUGUGGCCAAGGAGAGCCAGCAGCCUUAUUCCCAGCUUGUUGCGGAAGACCGCAUGAUCACUAUUCAGGAAUCCCAGAUUCGAUACGCCGGGGCAGCCAUAAUUGCGCUUGUCGGGGUGUACAAGUACGUCGGUAUGGUCGCUGCUGGAAGCUUCGACUAUGCCGCAAUCGCCGCGAACGCAGCCGGAGCUUGGGGUGUCUUCGAAUCCGGGCGUCAAUCCAUCUGA
This is a messenger RNA of Symbiodinium sp. CCMP2592, 444 nucleotides long. Lineage: Eukaryota; Dinophyceae; Suessiales; Symbiodiniaceae. The record is from the annotation of a GenBank genome assembly.